UAACGGCUCCUUCAGCUCCUUCCCCUGCCCAGACUAGCCGCUAACCCACGUUUCUUGUGCGGUCCCGACGCAACCAUGCGGCACGUAACCACCAGAUCGCUCGCGACCGAUGCCUUUCGUGCCACUGUAUGGUCCGAGUCAAAUUCCCACCAUGCCCCGGAUUCUCCGCCCUUGGAAUAUCGGGCUUGGGAAGUCUAGAGGAGGUUAUAUCGAUCGGCCAUCAUGGCUUUAAACGUCUUCUACGAUUCCCAGGAGGCCGCUGGCUGGAUUCUAAGCGUCAUUCUCGCUCCCAUAUGUAUCAUCGCGACGGGCCUUCGGUUUCUGGCGACUAAGCGUGGUGGUCGCAAGCUUGGCUGGGAGGAUUGGUAUGCUUUGGCGGCGCUGGUGUUCUUUUUGCCUUAUGUUGGGUAUUUGAUAUGGAUCCUCACACUCGCCAACGGUCGUCCCUUGACGAUUUUCAUCAAAGAGAACCCCGCGCAAUGGACUGAAGCCGCGAAGGUCGGUCUUAACAUGAAUGGUCUCUAUGGAAUUCAGCAGAGUUUCGCCAAAUUCAGCCUUCUGGCUCUCUAUUAUCGGUUGUUCUGGGUUGAGCGCAGUUUCGCGAUCAUCGUCUGGGCUGUGGCAGCCAUACAGGGAGCGUGGGGCAUAGUUGUUUUGCUCGUGCACAUUUUUGCCUGCAUCCCAGUGGCUAAGAGCUGGCAGCCGGGAAUUCCGGGGUAUUGUGUUAAUAUCAAUACAUUCUUCAGCAUCUAUGAGCCCAUUAACGCGGCUAUCGACUUCGCUAUGGCAGGGAUGGCGAUUUGGAUGUUGCAUGCCUUGCAGAUGAAGAAAAAGACGCAGUGGUAUCUCAGUGGGCUGUUUAUAUUGGGCGGAUUUUCGGGGGUUGUCGGUAUAAUCAAAGUAGUCGAAGCCCAAAACAGCGCCCAACGGAACUUCCUCUCCGUAAUCUGGAACCUAAUCCAAAUGGCAACCAGCAUCAUCUGCUGCUGCGCACCAAUCUACAACUCGAUCCUGCCCAAAGCUGGGCUAUACACGGCCUUCCGAUCAUGGGCCUCGCAGACCUUCACGCGCCGCCCGUCGUCGUCGGAAGCGCUCAGCGAGCGCAAGGAAAGCGGCGCCGGGAUCUCGACGAAAGCGAGUAAAGCCUCAUCCGCGAAGUCGGGGAAGUCGUUUCAGAGCCAGCCGAAGAAUCUGGAUAGGCAUGCGCAUUGGGUGCAUCUGGAUGGGUCGAGAGAGCGGGGGUUGGCGUGGGCGGAGAUUGAAGCCGAGAGGGGGGGUGCGAAGGGUGGUGGUGCCGCGGAGGAUGCGGAUAUUGCGAUGGGGGCGAUUACGGUCAAGCGGUCUAUUGAUGUUGUUUGAUUGGUACCUAUCGAACUGUAAGGAGGUGUUAUACAUAUAUUGUUGGAUUGUCUUGACGUCGUUAUGAUGUGUAUGCAAAUUUCUUGGUGUGGUUUGGAUAUGGCCCUGGCUUCUGCGGAUUAUUU
This is a messenger RNA of Annulohypoxylon maeteangense, 1484 nucleotides long. RefSeq lists its product as uncharacterized. NCBI's taxonomy places the organism in Eukaryota, Fungi, Ascomycota, Sordariomycetes, Xylariales, Hypoxylaceae. The coding region runs from base 223 to 1359 and encodes 378 amino acids. The record is from RefSeq and is a predicted model, not a curated record. The transcript is spliced from 4 exons.